Messenger RNA from Cladocopium goreaui, 762 nucleotides. The record is from the annotation of a GenBank genome assembly. Lineage: Eukaryota; Dinophyceae; Suessiales; Symbiodiniaceae.
AUGUCCGAAGACGAUGUACAGAAAGAAGGGGCUCCAGACACCACCGGUCAUGUGAAAACACAUGUGAACCAUGAGAUGGAUGGAGCCAAUUGCCCUCAAGCCCGUCAUUUUUGUCGCAAAGAACCAAUUGAGCAGAACAGCCAUGACAAACAAGGGGUACCUCGACGACCCGUUGACAAUCAGCGUGGACCCGGAACUCAGGGGCAACAGCCAGUACCAGGAGAACAUCAAGGGGCCGAUUCAACGACCACCCGGUGUAGAGACUCUGCGCCCAUCGUGAUCCCGUCUGGCAAACAUGCCGGACAGAGCUUCGCGGAGGCACACUCAGACAUGUGUUAUGUGCAUCAGGUCUGGAACCGGAAAGCCGUGUCUCCGAUGCGACAACAUGCAGCCCCAACCUCCGAGGAGAUCUUCGACAAGGUCGAGAAAGAGCCACAGAAGACAGCUGCAGCAAUGGCAGCACCCAAGGGGAUGAUCAAGAUCAACGAAUCGAAGAUGAGCCCACCAGCACAGAACAGCGAGUGGACGAAGAUCGAAUCGAGCGCUGCGGUCAGCAGCGAGACCAACCGGAAGCCGAAGAGAGGCAGUGCAACGGGAUCAACAACAGGGAUGGAGACCGAGAUCAACCAUCAACGUGUCCAGGAGCUCAAGACACAGAUCGCAAUCCUGGAAAGGCAACUGGCCAUCGAAACACAGGUGCCAGAGACCGAACCCGAGAAGAAGCCCAGUUAUCGAGCAAACUGCCCAGUAUAUCAUGAAUGA